UGAACUGAUACUACUACAUUCAUAUGAGUAUUUAAACAAUUGCGAAAUAAAGAAACAUCACAAUGGGUCCGGUGGUAGUGAUCACACAUAUAGAGUAAAGCGGGCCGGUUUGACUUUUUAAAAACUAAACCACUUUAAUAAUAUGAUACCGUGUGUGCCUCUCCACACUUCCCUACACUGUAAUAAUAUAUUGCGAGUAGAGUACCUUAUAGUAUGAUGUGUGGUUCGUUUGUAUGUUGUCUCUGUAUUUAAAAAGAAUUGCCUUAUUGCCCCCAUCAAGUUCAAUAAGUGAUUUCAAUGAAGUUUGAUUAUAGACAUAAAUGUUGUGUUGAUUUAUGGCGCGGCAAAACAUUCUAUUAUUGUUGUUACAGUGCGGAAGUGUUUAUAUUACACAAUUUUUAUAUUUAAAAAUGUUCAUAUUUUUAUUAGUAAAUAGUGUUCUUAUACAAAUAAUAUCUGGUGAUGUUUUAUUAACACCUACAAAUCAACAACAAUCAACCUUAUCGUUAUUAUUACCUGACACAUCUGGUAUUGAUGGACAAUUAACGGCUAAUUAUAAUAUUGAUAAUUUUUUUUCAUUAUGGUUGGUUUUUCAUAAUGAUGAUAUUAAAGUUUCAGAUCAGCCAUUUACAAUUUUUGCUCCAAUCAAUUCAGCAACAAAAGAUACAAAUAGUUAUUUAAGAAAUUCCGAACAUGUAAAAAAUUUACUGUUAAGUCAUAUUGUACUGGGCACACAAAUUGAUGUUGAAAAACAAAAUACUACCGAAGAAAAUUAUGAAACGCUGAGUGGUCGAACAAUACACAUUACAAAGAAAAAUCAAAAGCUUUACGCAAAUGAUGCAUUAAUUAUUAAUCAAAAAAUACAAUUACCUGCUGGUGUUAUUAUUAUCAUAGACAAUUAUGUUUUGGGUAAAGCAAAUUUAAAUAAUACGCAACAUCCAGAAAAUAUUCCUGUUAAUUUGUUGACAACAAUUUCUGGAACAAAUGGUAUUAAUUCAUCGGCAUUAAUUCAACAAACUAAAAAUACAAAUAAUACAAAAUUUAUUGACAAUAUUUAUCAAGUGUUAUCUUUUUUCAAAGAAGGCGUUCGAGUAUUUCAACAUUUUCUGUCGAAAUCCAACGUCUCGAAAGUACUUAAGGAUGGUCAAGAGUAUACAGUAUUAGUACCAUGCGAUUCAGCAUUCCAAAGAUGGCACCCUAUAGAUUGGGGAUUUUAUCCAUUUUCAGUUCCAGAAUUUACUGAAGACGUUAUUCGUAAUCAUUUUAUAAUUGGAAAUAUUCGACAAAACAGUAUAAAAGGGGAAGAAGAAGUAAAAACUUUAGGAGGAAGAAUUCUUAAAUUUAGCUUAAAGCCGACUCUCAAUGUGAAUGGUGUAACAAUUGCAAAAGGUGAUACUGCUGUAAAAGGUGGGAAUUUAAUGUUUAUUAACGAAGUUUUAUUCGUAAGUGAAAGCAUUGUAUCACGGUUACAUCAACAGCACAAGGAUAAAGAAACACCACCUUUGUUAGCCUUUCCAUGGUUUGGAGCACAAUUUUUAUCACACGCAUUUCUAGCAUUAGAGGGUGACAAACGUUUUACACAAAUGACUAGAUUUUUGAAUUUAGCUGAUUUGGCGCAGCAUGUUUCGGGUACGGGAUAUACAUUUUUUGUACCGAUUGAUACAGCAUUCGAAGCUCUUGGAUUGAACAACAUGCCGGAUAAUUAUUUAUCAACUGGUGAUGGUUUGAAAUUACUUUUGAAUCAUUUUGUUAAGAAACGUUUAUACAAACGUGAUUUUAUUAAUAAUACUACAUUGACGACGCUUGGUGGAGAUAGUAUACGAGUCAUCGAGGAAAAUGGAAAUAUAACAUUGAAUGAAGCUCAUGUGGUCGAAGGUGAAGUGUUCGUCUAUAAUUUGGGAACGAUGUAUUUCAUUGAUAAGUUACUGUUUCCUCUUCCGAAUACUCUACAAGAAGUGAUUCCCACAUCUUCAACAACUAUUACAACAAUGAUAACAAGUACGAGGAAACAGAGUACAGAAACAAUUCCAGAAGAAUUAGAUGUAGAAGUUGGUACAUCCACGGAUUUACUAUUAGAAGAAAGUACAGAUGAUGGCCAAUCAAAUACAUAUCAAGUACCAUUCAUUUUAUCGAAUAAACUUAAUAUUAGUAAUCCAAUCAAAUAAACGUCCGACAACAAAGUAAUAAGUCUUAAUUUUGUGAUUAACGAUGAAUAAAAAAGAAAUGUUUUACAAAGUGCCUCAGAAUAAAAGCAAAUUUUCAAAAUUGGUCCUCGAAUUCAAGAGUCUCUAAUUACAGACGCUGUCUUAUAAAAAAGUUCAUAAUCAACAAUGAAGCAAAAGCAUAAUUAUAAUUUUUUUUAAAUUACUACUUAUAGUUAAUAAAUAAUUAAUUAUUAAACAACAGACAAACCGCAAAUAUAAUCUUAUUAUAUCUCGAAACGAAAACAUUUCUUGAAAAAUGUAUCGCUGAUAAUUUUUAUUUUAUCAGUCCUGGAAUGACAAUUAUUCUGAGACAUUUUGUGCGUACUUUUUAGUGAUUAUGUAAAUUGCAGUAUUCAUUGGAAAGUAUCUUUUGCAUCACUUUUUGUGUUUUGGAGAUUAAAAUUGGUUGUUACUGUAUUUAGCCACAAUAUUCUUUAACAACUGAAAGACAUUUUUUCUACUAAAAACAGUAAAAUUAAUUAAAAAGAUACCUAUUUAUAAAAAUUUUAUGCAUCUCUAAAAUAUAUUGUAUGUAAAUUAUUGAUUUUAUAAUCUACUCCCCUAUUCUAAAACCUUUGUUAACAAAUCAAAAUUUUUACCACAAAAGGAAAUGAUAAACAUUGAAUUACACCUUGGGACCAUGACAUUCAAAGUUAAACUAAAACCAAUAGUUAAAUGAGGAGAAAAAUAAGUUUUAGUAUUGGGAAAUUCCCUUCUUCGAAUUAAAUGAAAAAUAUUGAAAUCCAAAUUGUAAUAACAAUUUGUUGUAAAGAGCUUUUUGUGGAAUAUCAUUGUUAUAAAUAUAUAAUUUCCAAAAUUUAUUUUUUCAAAGUUCGCUUCAUUGUAAAAUUGUUAAUGACAUGUUUCGGUGUUUCGUUCUUUUUAAAAUGGUUUAACACCUCGAAACAUAUCGAUUAUACUAUAAGUAUAAAUUUUUGAAAUUAUACAUGUAAUUUUAAGUCAAAUCAUGUAGGGGUUUUUUUUACUUUUAUGGGGAUUUAUGAAAGAUAACAUUCGACCCAAAUAUCUCCCAUUUAACGAAAUUUCGAACUACAAAAAUCGCCAAGUGAUCACACUUCAACAUUAUGCCUGGAAUAACUUCUUGAUUAAUCUAUUUGUUUCUUUUUCAUAUUUUAAUAUUGAUUCAUAGAUAUAAAGCAUAUAGUUUUAUUUCAGUGAAUUCAUGUCAGAUGGUUGUGUGGCAAUAAUUAAAAAGUCUCUUUCUACCACAUAUCAAAAACUAAUAUCGAAACAAAAUGCAAGUAAUUUCUGUUGGGAAAAAGAAAAGACAAAUGUAAAAAAAUUAUCUGUAAAUUUAUGUUAGUACAGUUGCCAAAGGUAUUUUUGUAUGAAAAUCUCAUAUUGUAUGGUGAAAUAUGCUGAAAAUUUGAGAAUCCGGGCCUUUAAUGAGCCAUAAUAUGUGCCAUCCUUACCGUCCUGUUUCAAUUCCGUUUUCAGACAACAAAAUUUUAGCUUGAAAUAACCGUCGAAAGAAUACAAAAUACGAUAAAAAUUUUCAGUUACUUUCAAAUAAUUAGCAACAUUAAACCUUGGGUAACGGUAUAUUAUGUUAAGAAGUAAUAAAUAAGACAAAAUUGCCAUUUAGGUAUUUGUUAAAAAUGAAGAAAAAAAAAAUGUCCAUUGUUGAAUAUUAUACUGGAUGCUAGAAAAGUACCGAAACAAUCAAAGAACUGAAAAAAUAAUAAUUUUAGAAAAAAGUUGUAUACAAAAGUCCCAGAUUUUUUUAAAAGUAUUAUUAAAUUCAGACCUUGACUUUCAAAGUCAUUAAAAAUCAACUCUUGCUGAUAACCAGCAAGUGAUAGAGAAAAACUUUAAAUUAGAAAGAUACCACAACAAAAAAAAACACUUAAACAAGAAAAAAUGUUUUUUACAAAAGCUCCUGGGUUUUGAAGAGGAGUAGUAUUCUAAUGCAAAGUUUUCCUCCUCUUCUAACUAUUGUGAACUUUUUAAUGACCUUUAAAGUCCGAUACUUUUCUAACACCUGUAUAUGUGUAGUUAUAAUUUAUAUACAAUAAUGGUUUAUUACGAUAAA
This is a messenger RNA of Chrysoperla carnea, 4257 nucleotides long. Its product is annotated as transforming growth factor-beta-induced protein ig-h3. The coding region runs from base 336 to 2165 and encodes 609 amino acids. The record is from RefSeq and is a predicted model, not a curated record. The transcript is spliced from 5 exons. NCBI's taxonomy places the organism in Eukaryota, Metazoa, Arthropoda, Insecta, Neuroptera, Chrysopidae.